This is a messenger RNA of Racocetra persica, 644 nucleotides long. Lineage: Eukaryota; Fungi; Glomeromycota; Glomeromycetes; Diversisporales; Gigasporaceae. The record is from the annotation of a GenBank genome assembly.
CUGUGAAACAAAGUAGUAAUAUACCAGAGUAUCUUUAUGCAAUAAUGAGUUUGCUCCCUUCACAAUCCAAAAGAUUUAUAUCAAAGUGUGAUAAUGACCAUAAUAAUGAUCGUGUUAAUGACAAUGAUAAUGACUGUGAAAAUUACUACAACUAUGAAAAUGGCCACGAAAAUAAUCACGAAAAUAACCAUGAAAGUGACCUUGCUGAUAACUCUGCUAAUAACAAUACUAGUGGUUACUUAGAAAAUGCACAUUGGACCCAAUAUAUUAUGACAGAAGAAUAUAAGAAAAAAAAAAUACGAAAUGAAGGUAAUAAAAUUAUAGAGGUAUUCAAAAGAAAUUCUAAAAACUCUUUCACUACAAUGCUAACUGAUGCUGAUAAUAUAAAACUUCGUGAUAUAUUCGCUGUUUGGAUUAUCAAUCGUCAGCACCCAUUUACUAUAAUUGAAGACCUUGAGCUAAUAGAAAUCAUACAAUAUUUAAAUUCUACAGCACACCUAGUCAAAGCAGAUACAAUAAAGAAUACAAUUAUAUCACUUUAUAACUCUGAAAAAAAAGAAUUGAAGGCAAGCUUCACAAUUAUUAUAUCCUUAUCAGUGUUUGAAAUUUAUAGCUCAAAUAUUGUUCAUAUGAGAAUAGUAUAA